Messenger RNA from Rhea pennata, 4874 nucleotides. RefSeq names its product CXADR like membrane protein (gene CLMP). Bases 207 to 1442 code for a protein of 411 amino acids. The transcript has 7 exons. Gene Ontology annotation, cellular component: cell surface; membrane; cytoplasmic microtubule. The record is from RefSeq and is a predicted model, not a curated record. NCBI's taxonomy places the organism in Eukaryota, Metazoa, Chordata, Aves, Rheiformes, Rheidae.
UUUUCAGACAUGCGAAAUUGUUCUAUGCUGCCGUAGAUGUGAACUCCUUGCUGCACCGCCUCUGCCUCUUCUCUUCCAGAAACUCAAGGGCCUGAAUUAUGAGCUGUGGAUAUCUAAGAUCUCGGUGAAUCUGGAUGGAAUAUGAACAGCGAGAUGAAUAGCAGAAGGAAAGAAACGGUGAAGUUGGUUAUUUUUCUGGCACAUGGAUGCAAUUACGCUCAGUGCAUUCCAGAGGCGUUCCUUUGAAUUCUGUGCAGGUCUGCCUGCUAUUCCUGGAAGAAGGAAAGAAAAAGGGAGGAAAAGUCCCUCUCUUGCCUGGAGACGGAAUGUCUGCACUUUCUAUCUUCCUUUUAGCUUCCUGUUCUGUUUGGAUAUCUGAGGCUCAGACUGAACUCAAGAGAGUGGCUGAAGAAAACGUGACUUUGCCCUGUCACCACCACCUGGGCCUCCUGGAGCAAAGAAGCUUGGAUAUCGAGUGGCUGCGGCACGUUUCUGAAACAGUACAAAAAGCGGUCAUCACUUACUCUGGAGGCCGCGUUUAUGACGACCUGAAUGAGGAACAGAAAGGCCGUGUUUCCUUCACUUCCAAUUUUCUUGCUGGAGAUGCAUCCCUGAAGAUCAUAUCCCUGCAGUCCAGUGAUGCAGGAAAGUACAUAUGUAAAGUUAAAAAUGCUGGGCAGUAUGAAUGGGCUCACGUCACCCUGAAGGUUGUAGAGAAGCCUUCCAAGCCCAAAUGCUGGCUAGAAGGGGAACUGCUGGAAGGGAAGGAACUUUCCUUGCAGUGUCGUUCUGCAUCUGGCACUGCACCCAUCUCCUACCGAUGGCAGCGCUUAAGUGAGGAUGAAGAGAGAGCUGAACAUCUCCCACCUACAUCAAGAGUCAAUAUAUCUAAUCCUGGGCAAGUCUUAUUAAAGAAUCUCACACAGAUGAGUACAGGUUUAUACCAAUGUAUUGCCACCAAUGAGGCUGGACAAGAAAGCUGUGUUGUUCAGGUGACAGUGCAGCAGGCACAGAAUAUCGGCAUGAUCGCUGGAGCGGUUUGUGGAGUAGUGGUAGGACUUUCUCUCCUUCUUCUAGUGGUGAGGCUGACAAUAAGGAGGAAAGAAAAAAAGAGAUAUGAAGAGGAGGAGGCCCCAAAUGAAAUCAGGGAAGAUGCAGAGGCUCCCAAAGCCCAUCUGGUCAAGCCCAGUUCCUCUUCCUCUGGUUCCAGGAGCUCACGUUCAGGUUCCUCCUCAACCAGGUCGACAGCCAACAGUGCCUCUCGCAGCCAACGGACUUUGUCAACGGAAGCUACUCCUCAUCUAACUCCUCCCCAAUAUAGCCAGAAGGAGAUGGAGGGAAGGGAAACUGAGCCAAAGAAAGUUGACUACGCUAACUUGAUGAAAAUGGGAGCCACGUUGGUCAUGGUGCCUGCCCAAAGCCGAGCGUUCCAGACCGUGUGACUGCUCACCAGCUGCCUGGAGAGUCCUGCCAUCCAGAAACACUUCACAUACCACCAGCCACCUAAGAAUAGUUAGAUUAGCUUGUUACCUUCCUAGUCAGCUUAUUUUUAAUCACUUCUGAUUAUUCACACCACAAGAAGCCCUCCCACUCAAAUCUGUCUUACAUCUUCCUGCACUGAGGUUCUGAUACAAAUUCUUUUUUUUUCUUAAGAUAAGUUUGAGGAAAAGGGAGCCUUCUUUUUAAAUUAACUCUUUAUGAAAUGGAACAUCAAGCAUUUUAAAACUACAGCUGAAAAAUGUCAGCUAAGCGCUGUGUAAAUGAAAUGAAACCAAACCUCAGGAUUUUUUAAAAGGGAUCAACAAAGGCAAAAAGGCGUACAGUGUUAUAAUGAGGUUUAUGGGGAGGGGAAUGUCUUUUGUGCUGGCUUUGGUGAACUUUCUAAAAGAACCAUCGUCUAACCUGAAGUUUUUGAGACCGCUUUUCUGCUGAGGAUUGUCCACUGAGACCUCAAGGGAACUUAUAGCUGCCUCAUGAUUUCUGCAUUCGGUCUCCUAGUGAAAUACAUUUGGAGGCUGUUAACUGACGCAGAAAGGAAAGGUAAUUCAAAAAGGUCCAGAGAUGCAGCAUUAAGGUAUGUGUCUGAACAAACCUCUCUACUAAAGAAAGGACCCUUCGUGUCAAGGAAACAGGUGCUUAAUUGCCAGAAUAAACUUAAUGCCAAUAGAUACGGCCAGGAGCCUGAUUCUGCUCUUAUGGUCAGCACUGUAAAUCAGCAGUAACUCCACUGGAGUUCUGUCUGUGUCAAAUGAGCCUUAGUGAGAUGAGAAUCAGAUGCUGAAUCCAAAAUGAAGGCAGCACCUCAAGAAGUAAGGGCCACUAAUCUGCUAAAAAAAAAAAAAAAAAAAAAAAGCCCUGGAAGAAGCAUUUAGAAGGUAUUUUUUCUCUUGCUAUCUGUGAAUUCGACAGUUUUGGGAUGAGCCAUGCUGUAUGAGCCUUAAGGGGAGCUCUUCUCAAGGCUGACUGAACAGCAUCCUUAAACUGACCUUCAGGAAACCCAGGUAAGAGCGGACUGAUAGAGCACAUUGUGAGGAAAAUACACCAGGGCUGAGAAAACAAAUGCAAAAUUAAUGGAAGGAAAUGUCUGUGUGUAUUGUCCCAUUUUCCAUCAAGCACUGGGCCUCGUUCCAUUAUUGAGGCUUAAAGUUUAGCAGGAUUCAAACGACCAAGAAUAACACAAAUAUUUUCUGUGAUUAAAUUAGCCAAAAUAAACAUUUAUAAGGGAUAUAAAGCCUUAUACUUCAAGUUGCAAGCCAAACAAGAAAUGGUGCGAGAUAGGGACAGGCUUCUGCAGGCAGAUGCUCCUGUAACUUUCUCUCGUUUACACUUUCCUCUGAAAGACUUGGCUCUGGCCACUGCUACACACAAGAUACUGAGCUUGUAGACCCUAAAUUCUUCUACUCUUAAACUGAUGAUUUUCUAUAUGGCCUGAUUUUUUAUUUGAGGAGGGAGGGAAGGUUUUCUUCAGUUUGUGGAAGGACUGCACAGGAGACGGAUCAGCACAGAAGAACGACAGAUCUAUAAAUGUGUCAUGCCGGGGAUGAUAAUUAACAUCCUUCUCUGACUGAGGCCCAGCGUUCUGGCUUCUUUGAUUGAGAACUUAAAAAAUACUUGCUAUAAUUUCUCCAGGUGUACCAAAAUCUGAUCAAAACCGAACCUUGGAUUUUUACUUCCUUAUGGGAAAUAGUCUUGCAAAGCAACUUGCCCUAUACUUUCUGAGAGCUUCACUUAGUAGCAGUCACCCAUUCUCCUCAUGCGCAUUAACAUGUAACUCGAUCUCUAUACUCGAGAGUCAACCUAACUGCCCUUAGUAGGAUAGAGUACCAAUCUGUUGUGUAAGGGAGGCAGUCUUGGGUCACAGAUUUAAACGAAGGAACUCUCUGGUAUUAGACAUUUGAUAAGCUUCUAUUUUUAAGAAAGCUCCUGGUAUUGAACAUUAUGUCAUUUUAUCUAGGCGCUUGCCCUGGAUACUCCGGAGGCAUGUUCCUGGCUCAGCCAUGUCUUGGUAGAUGGUUGUGGCUGUUGCCAUUUGGAAGAAGUGGCUGUAUGUGUCUGGGACUCCUCUGCAGUUUGCUCUUUUGCUGGGCCCUGAAGGCCUAGGUCCUCCAAACCGCUUGCAGGACACUCCAGAGCUGGAAAAGUCCUGAACAAGACCGUGAGCAGGACUUCUUAAGCAGCUUGUGGCUUUUAUGAUGGCUUACUGUUCAGGAGUGAAAUCUACCUGUGUUCCCUCAGUGGAUUUUCUGAGGAUAUGUAUUCUAUGCAUACACAAACGAGCAAAUUUCUCAUUGAAGAACACGUGCACGAGCAACCAGACGCUUAUUAUCAUAAAAUAAGGGUAACAAAUCUAACAGUUGAGCUGGCUAAGGUCUAGGUACAAAAUACUUGUUUCUGAGUGAUAGGCCAGAUUUGCCAUAGCUAAGUGAAGGAUUCUCUUAUCUGCAGCCUAGAGGCAAGCUAUGAGAAUUUGACCAGCCAGCUCCCGGCAGUCUCUUUCCUGGAGGCCUUUGGGAAUAGGCUGCAGGACAGAUGAGCCAUGGCAGCCAUCUCCUGGCUUUCAACUUCCCCGGAGCAGGGAAGUCGCUCGCUGUCAUAUGAGGUGCCUGUCCGAUGCAUGGGAGAAAAGGUUUAUGGACUUCACGGAAAAGAGGUUAGUUGGGAGCCACUGGGGAGCCUAGUGUGUCAUCUUUCCCAGCCUUUGUCAGGAAGGAGGAAGCAGGCUACGCGCAUGCUGGCUAUCCGUGCAUACACUCAUGGCACUGUAUAUACAGCAUGGGUCAGGAAAGGCACCGCGGUGCUCUGCCGCCAUGGACAAAAAGUGUGGGCGUCACUGUGAUUUAAAACUGCAAAGUCUGAAGUGCUGUGGUGCUUUUCAGACCGCACAUCAGUGAUCUCGCAGGCAACCACAACUCAGUCUGAUACUUCAGUUGCUAACAGGAAACCAAAAAAGGGCAAAGUUCCUUACUCCAAGGAAAUACAAGAAAGAGAUGGUUUCAAAGGUGUAUUUUAUUUUCAAAGGGACAUUUUCUGAGCGCCAGAUGACAGCAUCAGGAGUUUUACAAGGGAAGCAAAUGAACCCUAAGCCAAACUCUGUUUUGUAAAAUAGUGUAUUUAAAACAUUUACUGUCAUAUACCAAUUAUUACUAGAGUGUGACUACACGCAUACAAUCUUAUGUAGCUUUCUUUUGUUUCUCAGCAGCUAAGCUGAGCUUACAUUUCUCUUUUACCUGCUAUAAUUGGUGUACUAGUACUGUGUCUGAACAACUUGGAGGAAAGCAAAUAUUUAUUACAGAUUCCUUUGAAUCAAUGAUUUCAUAAUUUUUGUUGUUUUAUAAAUAAAUAUGCUGCAGCAGAAGUGCUACAGCUCAACUUGA